AAACCCUAAACCUCCGCGACCCAAUCCAAACUCCAUCCUCUCCUCCCUCCUCCUUCUUCUUCUUCUUCUUCCCCAAGCCCCUCUCCCCUCCCCUCUCGCCUCCUCUGCUCCGCGCCCCGCAUGCCCCGCGCGGCGAAACCCUAGACCUCGUGAUGCCACCGCGCCCCUCCCUCCAGUCGCUCCUCCUCAUGGCCGCCUCCGCUGCCGCCGGCGGGGACUCCGGCCUCCUCCUCGCCGCGCGCCGCCGCCUCCCCGCCGCCGCCCUCGCCGCGGGGGGCCACCGUAUCCGGCUGCUCCACGCCUUCUCCGCCGCGAGCCGGCGGGGGAGGCACGAGGUGGCCUGCUGCGUCAGGACUGAACCCGCGCCGCGGCCCGCCAGCCCCGUCGCCGUUCGCUCCAGGAGUGUUCAUUCAACGGAAAACUACAAAAAGGGUUGCGAGCAGCGACUAGGACAGUUAAUUGAGAGACUGAAGAAAGAAGGAAUAAGUCCAAAGCAAUGGAGGCUUGGUACUUAUCAACGAAUGAUGUGCCCAAAGUGCAAUGGGGGAUCUACUGAGGAGCCGAGCCUCAGUGUUAUGAUCCGAAUGGAUGGGAAAAAUGCUGCAUGGCAAUGUUUUAGAGCUAAUUGUGGUUGGAAGGGUUUUGUCGAGCCUGAUGGAGUUCUCAAACUAUCACAAGCAAAAAAUAAUACAGAAUGUGAAACGGACCAGGAUGGUGAAGCUAAUCUGGCAGUCAAUAAGGUUUACAGAAAAAUUUGUGAGGAGGACCUCCAUCUUGAGCCACUUUGCGAUGAGCUUGUAACAUACUUCUCAGAGAGAAUGAUAUCGCCAGAAACACUUCGGAGAAACAGCGUAAUGCAGCGUAACUGGAGUAAUAAGAUAGUUAUUGCUUUCACCUACAGGCGUGAUGGGGUCCUCGUUGGCUGCAAAUACAGGGAAGUCUCUAAGAAAUUUUCACAGGAAGCAAACACAGAGAAAAUUUUAUAUGGUCUGGACGAUAUAAAGCGAGCACGAGAUAUUAUCAUUGUUGAGGGUGAAAUUGAUAAGCUCUCAAUGGAAGAAGCUGGCUACCGUAAUUGUGUCAGUGUACCAGAUGGUGCACCACCGAAAGUAUCCAGCAAGCUCCCAGAUAAAGAUCAGGAUAAGAAGUACCAAUAUCUGUGGAAUUGCAAAGAAUAUCUUGACCCGGCGUCUAGGAUAAUACUGGCAACAGAUGCUGAUCCUCCAGGGCAGGCUCUGGCUGAGGAACUUGCUCGUCGUCUUGGUAAAGAAAGAUGCUGGAGGGUCAAUUGGCCAAAGAAGAACGAGAACGAAAUUUGCAAAGACGCAAAUGAGGUACUGAUGUUUUUAGGACCACAAGCAUUGAGAAAGGUUAUAGAAGACGCGGAACUGUAUCCCAUAAGAGGUCUUUUCUCCUUCAAAGAUUUCUUCCCUGAGAUCGAUAAUUAUUAUCUUGGAAUCCGUGGGGAUGAGCUUGGUGUUCCUACUGGAUGGAAAUCCAUGGAUGAGCUUUACAAGGUUGUUCCUGGGGAGUUGACUGUAGUAACAGGAGUGCCGAAUUCUGGUAAAAGUGAGUGGAUUGAUGCUUUACUGUGCAAUAUAAAUGACCAGGUUGGGUGGAAAUUCGUUCUGUGCUCAAUGGAAAACAAGGUCAGGGAGCAUGCUAGAAAGCUCUUAGAGAAGCGCAUUAAGAAACCAUUCUUUGAUGCUAGAUAUGGGGGCUCUGCAGAAAGAAUGAGUCUAGACGAAUUUGAAGAAGGCAAGCAAUGGCUGAAUGAAACAUUCCAUCUGAUCCGGUGUGAAGAUGAUUGCCUUCCAUCUGUUAAUUGGGUUCUCGAGCUUGCUAAAGCUGCAGUUCUAAGAUAUGGAGUGCGUGGUCUUGUGAUUGAUCCCUACAAUGAACUUGAUCACCAACGCCCCUCAAAUCAAACCGAAACAGAAUAUGUCAGUCAGAUGCUUACCAAGAUUAAGCGGUUUGCUCAGCACCAUUCUUGUCAUGUUUGGUUUGUUGCCCACCCUAGACAGCUUCAUAACUGGAAUGGUGGUCCUCCUAAUAUGUAUGACAUCAGUGGAAGCGCACAUUUCAUAAACAAAUGUGAUAAUGGAAUUGUCAUCCAUCGAAACAGGGAUCCAAACAGUGGCCCACUUGAUGUUGUGCAGGUUUGUGUGAGGAAGGUGCGCAACAAAGUGAUUGGACAAAUAGGAGAUGCUUUCUUGUCAUAUGAACGGGUUAGUGGUGAGUUCAGGGAUGCUGAUAAAGAUACUGCAAAGAAGGCUGCUGUUGCAGCCGCUAAUGUAGCAAAAGCCCCACAGAGGAAAGGAUAGAUCCGCUGAUUUGAUUUACUCACUCACUGACCGAUCGCACAAGGUGGAGCGAUAUUGUUCUUGAUGCUGCACACUACUGGAGACCGUGGCCAACUUCAUAUGCUGGAGCUGACUGGUCAGUAUUUUUUUUGCGACAAGACCCUUUGGAGGUCACCUGUCUGCUGCAGAAUUUGGUGGGAAGAUGGUUAACCUUGUUACAUGGCCUACAAGACAUUAUUUGGGCGAUGUAUAUCAAAGCAUCAAUUGUAGUUAAUUUUACACCAGGUGCUAUGAACAUAUUGGUGGAUUCUAUCAGUAGGGAAACUUCAUCAGAUUAUUAUGUACUAUGCCCUUCCAAAAGUUGUAGUUGCUGGAAGGGCGUUUAUUAAUCCAUCAGAUGUAUUUAUUCCAGGCUUCCACAUCUAUGAUCAGAAUCUAAUGAUUUUUUAUUACCCAAAUUGUGGAGUCUUAAGAUU
This is a messenger RNA of Oryza sativa Japonica Group (Japanese rice), 2779 nucleotides long. Its product is annotated as twinkle homolog protein, chloroplastic/mitochondrial. NCBI's taxonomy places the organism in Eukaryota, Viridiplantae, Streptophyta, Magnoliopsida, Poales, Poaceae. The record is from RefSeq and is a predicted model, not a curated record. Gene Ontology annotation, molecular function: ATP binding; single-stranded DNA binding; 5'-3' DNA helicase activity. Gene Ontology annotation, biological process: DNA replication.